AUGUCGCCCACCGAGAACGAACCGCCAAGAAAACCGAUCAGAUCACCACCACUACCACUUCCACCACCAUGCCUCAGAUCAGCCAAUCUAUCAUUCUCUUCGCAACGCUCGCCCUUCUCCCCGCGACCAUCUCCGCCGACUGCGCUUCGUUCAAAGGCCUCGGACAAAAAGUCACAUGGCACGCCAACAACGAACGGCUUAGGCUACACGGGAAGCAAAGACAUUGAUCUUUGCGGCUGUCUGGACGGGCUUGUCAAUAUUGGACAAUGUAUUAUCGAAUACGCUUCUCCUGAUGGGCAGUCUGUCUGGGGUUAUAUGACAUAUUGCAACCAGGGAAAGACUCAGUUGGAGUCGGGCACUUCGAUUUGUCUGGGUGGUGCUGCUGGGGAGGGGUGGGUUUUGUCUGCGUGA
Messenger RNA from Cercospora beticola, 411 nucleotides. NCBI's taxonomy places the organism in Eukaryota, Fungi, Ascomycota, Dothideomycetes, Mycosphaerellales, Mycosphaerellaceae. The record is from RefSeq and is a predicted model, not a curated record.